GUAGCAAUGACAAUCACAGUUAUUUCCAGACUCUGUUCUUCAUAGUUAGAUUUAAAACAUUGGCAAAAAUGUUAUAAGAAGGCAAUUAGGUUGAUGUUUUUAGGUUGUACGGCAACCAGAGCGCCCCUUCGUCAGUUUAUACAUGAUGAGGUCAUAGGUCAGGAGGAGAGUGACAGGGAACAGGGACAAGCACAGGAAGGUACAAGAAAAAAAUGAAUGAUGAUGGAAAAAAACGCAAGUUCUGAAGACUUCUUUAUUCUACUUGGAUUUUCUAAUUGGCCUCAUCUGGAAGUAGUUCUCUUUGUGGUUAUCUUGAUCUUCUACCUAAUGACACUGACAGGAAACCUGUUCAUCAUCAUCCUGUCAUACCUGGACUCCCAUCUCCACACUCCCAUGUACUUCUUCCUUUCAAACCUCUCAUUUCUGGAUCUCUGCUACACAACCAGCUCUAUCCCUCAGUUGCUGGUCAACCUCUGGGGCCCGGAAAAGACCAUCUCUUAUGCUGGUUGCAUGAUUCAACUUUACUUUGUUCUCGCACUGGGAAUUGCAGAGUGUGUCCUACUGGUGGUGAUGUCCUAUGAUCGUUAUGCAGCUGUGUGUAGACCUUUGCAUUACACUGUCCUCAUGCACCCUCGUUUCUGCCGCUUGUUGGCUGCGGCUUCUUGGGUAAGUGGUUUUACUAUCUCAGCACUUCAUUCCUCCUUUACUUUCUGGAUAUCUCUGUGUGGACAUCGCCUAGUGGAUCACUUCUUCUGUGAAGUUCCAGCACUUCUGCGUUUAUCAUGUGUUGACAUCCAUGCAAAUGAGCUGAUCCUCAUGGUCAUGAGCUCUAUUUUUGUUCUUAUACCUCUCAUUCUCAUUCUCACUUCCUAUGGUGCCAUUGCCUGGGCUGUACUGAGCAUGCAAUCAACCACUGGGCUUCAGAAAGUGUUUGGAACAUGUGGAGCCCAUCUUAUGGUUGUAUCUCUCUUUUUCAUUCCAGUCAUGUGCAUAUAUCUCCAGCCACCAUCAGAAAAUUCUCCUGAUCAAGGCAAGUUCAUUGCCCUCUUUUAUACUGUUGUCACACCUAGUCUUAACCCUUUGAUCUACACGCUCAGAAACAAGGAUGUAAGAAGGGCAGUGAAGAGACUAAUGGGGUGGGAGUGGGGGAUGUGACAGAGAAAUCAUGUUGGCUGUUAUUGUUUUUCUUAGGGUCUCGUCCAUCUUGAAAGAUGGUUUCUCUGCUUUUUUGUGAUUUAUUUUUGUUCUAACAGCUCACAAAACAUGGAAUAGUUCAGUCUCACAUUUGUUGCUCUUUUUAUUAUUUAGUUCUGAAAUAUUAUGUUGAGAUAAAGUUUUUGAUUAGUGCCACUUUGGUCUUUUACAAUUCUAUAUUUUAUUUCCAUGACAAUUGUGGAUUGUGGUUUCAACAUAAAUAAAUGUGUGUGUGAAUAGUUAUGAGGAGAUUAUUUCAAAAAUGUUGGAAUUUUUAACAGUGUGCUAAAUUAUGAAUUGACUAUUGAUGUAUACAGAAAGAGAAGGGCAAUAUUGCAAAGAUUAGGCUAAAAAAGUUUUUGGUUAUUGAAUAAACCUUAAAUGAAGCUAAAAAUAGUCACAGCAAAGAGAAACGGUAACCAUAAUGAAUAAUAUUGUUUAUUAUAUGGUAAAGGAUGUAUCAUAAGUUUUUGGCUGAAAGACACUUUUUAAAGACACUAAAUCAUCUAAUUUAUCCUGUAAGUCUACAUACUUGUCACGCUGAACAGUAAACUAAUAUCUCUUUAAAAUGGCUCAUUUAUUCAUCUGUCCAUUUAUUCAUUAACUUAUUCUUUAUUAGCUAAAUCUUAUUGAAUGUGUAGUCUCUCCCAGUUUGUGAAAUUCUUGCUAACAUGUAUAAAUAUAACAUACUCUGUCUGAACAGAACACACUCUCUGUCCCUCUGUCCGGAAAAAUGGCAACGUAAAAGAUGAAGUAUCCGUUCAUGGCUUAAUUUGUCACUGGGGGUAAUGCUAAUAAAUUAAGAUAGCUUUUAAAAGUCAGAAACAAUAAACUCUGAUUACUCUUCAGAUUGUGUAAAUCUUUCACUUUUUAAAAAUCAAAAACAAGGCCAAGCGCGGUGGCUCACGCCUGUAAUCCCAGCACUUUGGGAGGCUGAAGCAGGUGGAUCAUGAGGUCAGGAGAUCGAGACCAUCCUGGCUAACAUGGGGAAACCCUAUCUCUACUAAAAAUACAAAAAAAUUAGCCAGAUGUGGUGGCACACGCCUGUAGUCCCA
Molecule: messenger RNA, 2249 nt
Organism: Chlorocebus sabaeus (green monkey)
Lineage: Eukaryota; Metazoa; Chordata; Mammalia; Primates; Cercopithecidae
Product: olfactory receptor 2J1
Biological process (GO): G protein-coupled receptor signaling pathway
Cellular component (GO): membrane
Molecular function (GO): olfactory receptor activity; G protein-coupled receptor activity
Source: RefSeq, a predicted model, not a curated record